Messenger RNA from Coffea eugenioides, 2888 nucleotides. Its product is annotated as phospholipase A-2-activating protein. Gene Ontology annotation, biological process: proteasome-mediated ubiquitin-dependent protein catabolic process; ubiquitin recycling. Gene Ontology annotation, molecular function: ubiquitin binding. The record is from RefSeq and is a predicted model, not a curated record. Bases 219 to 2495 code for a protein of 758 amino acids. The transcript has 23 exons. Gene Ontology annotation, cellular component: nucleus; cytoplasm. NCBI's taxonomy places the organism in Eukaryota, Viridiplantae, Streptophyta, Magnoliopsida, Gentianales, Rubiaceae.
GAUGAUAACCCGUAAACUUAAAUUGGACCUCAAUUUGACUUUGGAAUGCAGAACAAGCAGAAGCAAAAGUAGGAAGACAAAACCAACAACGUGGAGAGAAAGCAAAAGAUUCCGGGCACCGUAAAACCCAGCUGGAGCGUCCCGGAGGGCUGAUCACAUAGCCCUAAAACCCUAAUACUUAUCGCGCUCAGCAAAACUAAACUUCCAGCAAUUUACCAAUGGAUAUCGACUUCACAGAGUACAAACUAAGUUCCCAGCUCCGCGGCCACGAAGACGAUGCUCGUGGGAUAUGCAUAUGUGACAAUGUCGGCAUUGCGACGUCGUCGAGAGAUAGAACGGUCAGGUUUUGGACUUUGGAUCAGUCCAACAAUAGGGAUUAUACUCUAUCAAAGAUUCUAUUGGGACAUACGAGUUUUGUGGGGCCAUUGGCUUGGAUUCCACCGAGCGAUGAGUUCCCGGAGGGGGGACUCGUUUCUGGUGGGAUGGAUACGCUUGUUUUUGUCUGGAAUUUGGCAACUGGAGAGAAGGAACAUGUACUGAAGGGGCAUCAAUUGCAAGUCACUGGUGUCUUCUUGGAUGGCUCUGAUAUUGUCUCCACGUCCGUUGAUUGCACACUAAGAAGAUGGAAGAAAGGCCAACUAGUUGAGGUUUGGGAAGCACAUAAAGCAGCAGUCCAAGCGGUUAUUAAGUUGCCCUCCGGCGAGCUUGUUACAGGUUCAAGUGACAUGACCUUAAAGCUGUGGAAAGGGAGGAGCUGUGUACACACUUAUGUGGGACAUACAGAUACUGUUCGAGGCUUGGCCUUUAUGCCAGCUUUAGGAAUUAUCUCUGCAUCACAUGAUGGUUCGAUGAGGCUGUGGGCGCUUAGUGGUCAGCUUCUAAUGGAGAUGGUUGGUCACACUUCUAUUGUCUAUUCUGUAGAUGCCCAUGUUUCUGGGCUUAUUGUCAGUGGCAGCGAGGAUUGUUUUGCUAAAAUAUGGAAAGAUGGAGCUUGUGUUCAGAGCAUAGAGCACCCUGGUUGUGUUUGGGAUGCCAAAUUCCUGGAAAAUGGAGACAUUGUGACAGCAUGUUCUGAUGGUGUUGUCCGCAUUUGGACAGUACAUCAGGAUAAAAUUGCCGACUUGCUGGAACUUGAAUCAUAUUCUUCUCAAGUUUCUCAAUUCAAGUGUAGUAGGAAGAGAGUUGGUGGAUUGAAGUUGGAAGAUUUACCAGGGCUGGAUGCUCUACAGACUCCAGGAACCAGUGAUGGGCAGACAAAAGUAGUACGAGAAGGGGACAAUGGUGUGGCAUAUACAUGGAAUAUGAGAGAAUACAAGUGGGAUAAAAUUGGUGAAGUCAUUGAUGGACCUGAUGAUAGUUUGACUCGUCCUGUUCUUGACGGGAUUCAGUAUGAUUAUGUGUUUGAUGUUGAUAUUGGAGAUGGAGAGCCUAUUCGUAAAUUGCCAUAUAAUCGCUCAGAUAAUCCUUAUGCUGCUGCUGAUAAGUGGCUGCUUAAGGAGAAUCUUCCCCUAUCCUAUCGCCAACAGAUUGUGGAGUUUAUACUGCAAAAUACGGGACAAAAAGACUUUUCUCUUGAUCCAUCUUUCCGUGAUCCCUUUACUGGGUCCGGUGCUUAUAUCCCUGGACAACCUUCAAAAUCAGAAGCCUCUGUGGAAAAGCCUACCUUUAAGCAUAUUCCCAAGAAAGGAAUGCUUGUCUUUGACGUAGCGCCGUUCGAUGGUAUUUUGAAGAAAAUUGCAGAGUUCAACAGUACUCUACUUUCUGACGUGAAGAACAAGCAUUUGUCAGUUCCAGAUGCUGAAAUGUCAAGAAUUGGAAACAUUGUUAAGAUUUUGAAGGACACAUCACGCUACCACAGUAGUAAAUUUUCAGAUGGUGAUGUGGAUUUGGUGCUGAAGUUGCUGAAUAGUUGGCCUGUUGAAAUGAUAUUCCCAGUUGUUGAUCUUUUGCGGAUGGUAAUACUACACCCUGAUGGAGCAACAGUACUUCUCAAGAAUACAAGUGAUGGAAAUGAUGUGUUUGUGGAGUUAGCUAAGAAGGUCACAAGUUCUCCUCUUCCACCAAACCUUCUGACCAGCAUCCGAGCUGUAGCAAAUCUCUUCAAGAAUUCAAUGUACCAUGACUGGCUACAGAAAAAGCGUGCUGAGAUACUGGAUGCCUUCUCAAGUAGUUACUCAUCUUCAAAUAAAAACAUACAAGUGGCUUACUCAACUUUGAUGCUCAAUUAUGCCAUUCUACUGAUUGAAAAGAAGGAUGAAGAAGGGCAAGCUCAAGUUCUUUCGGCAGCACUUGAGAUUGCAGAAGAUGAAAGUCUUGAUACCGAUUCCAGAUUUCGGGCUUUGGUUGCCAUUGGAUCUUUGAUGCUUGAAGGCCUUGUUAGAAAAAUAGCUGUCGACUUCGAUGUGGAAAGCAUUGCAAAAGCAGCAAAAGCAUCUAAGGCCACGAAGAUUGCUGAAGUUGGAGCUGACAUUGAACUGAUAAUAAAGCAAAGCUGAAUAUGCUACUCCGGGUCUGACUUAGUUAUUUGACAGAGCCAGUGUGACGAUUGACAAUACAUGAUCAUUGAAGACGAGAUGCAUUUGAGGAGAAGUGCAGUACAUUUGGGACGUAUGACGGGGCAGUACAAUGCGUUUGAUGGGAUGUGAUCCUGAUCGCUUUAUUGCUUUGACUUGAACUGAAAGUGGGGUAGUUUUUCCAGUCUUCCACCGUGUAACUGAGGCCACUGAAGCUUGUUACUGUACUCGCAGACACAUAAGAAAACCUAUACGUAGGAGAAAAUUGCUUUGUACUCGCAGGAAUGAUAAUUUGGAACUAGAACUCGUUCCAAAUUCACAAUCACGCGAACAUGUGCGAGUUACUUUGCGUUUACUUUUCGUUCAUCUUUGCCA